Messenger RNA from Lichtheimia ornata, 273 nucleotides. RefSeq lists its product as uncharacterized. The record is from RefSeq and is a predicted model, not a curated record. The coding region runs from base 1 to 273 and encodes 90 amino acids. The transcript is spliced from 2 exons. Lineage: Eukaryota; Fungi; Mucoromycota; Mucoromycetes; Mucorales; Lichtheimiaceae.
AUGGCGACAAAACAAUCGAAACCACAUCCACCAAUCGGUGACGCUUUGAGAGACAACGCAAGCAGUGUUGCCGUUACCAUGGAUAGUGAUCGAAUAGCUGCUGAUGAAGAUGUGGCAAAAGUUGCUACUGCUACGAAUACAAAUCCACGAUGGAAAUGGUACCUGAUCUUUUUUGGUUUGCAGCUGUCAGUAUUUUCUACAAUAUUAGAGUUCACUAUUGUAUCCACAGCUCUGCCUAAAAUUGGAUCAGAAUUGGACGCCAUAUCCAUCUGA